GCUUCAUAUCAUGAAAUAGAUUGAUUCUACCCCUUGACUUCUACAUUUCAUCAAGUUUCAGGACCAAUCCAACCACUCCACAGUCCAAGAACGUAUCAUCUUCCCUUUCACCAUGUCGACCCCACCCUUCAUCUCCAGCGAGUUAUCUUCGAUACCGCCAGAUGAGACAUAUUUAUCAUCCUCGCCCUCUACCUCGUCUUCACCCUCAGAUUCGGCGUGUUGCAGGAAAAAAAAACUUCAACCAUUUGAUAAAUUACGCGAAACAUUGUAUCUGUGGCGAGAGCAGCGGUUCACGUUUAAAGAAUUCCUCCGCGCCUGGUUACUAUCGGAUAGGCACCAUGGUACCUUAGGGAGGUCUACAAGGGUUGGAAUAUUCCGUGAACUCUUAGAAGAGGAGGAAAUCCGUGAGGUUAUUGGGCAUCCCCCUUCAAGCCGCCAUAAUUGGCAACCUCUCCUCAAAGAACUUGAUGGCUUGGCCGAAUACAAAUACUUUGAUACCUUCGAUCCUGAUACCGCCCACGAAUGGGAUAUCGACCUUAAAGAUGUCCGAAAAGUUAUCAAGACUGGGGCACCGGAAUGGUACCGCUGUUUAGAUCUAGUUCUUCGAAACUGUCGCAGUCAAGAACCAGAUCAAAGGGAGACUCUUUCAAAAGGGACAAUUGGGCAAAUGUACACGAUGACUGCAGUAGCAUGCCGGAGUCGUAAGCGG
This is a messenger RNA of Eremomyces bilateralis CBS 781.70, 709 nucleotides long. RefSeq lists its product as uncharacterized. Lineage: Eukaryota; Fungi; Ascomycota; Dothideomycetes; Eremomycetales; Eremomycetaceae. The transcript is spliced from 3 exons. The annotation marks the transcript as partial. The record is from RefSeq and is a predicted model, not a curated record.